Cetraspora pellucida is the source of this 189-nucleotide messenger RNA. NCBI's taxonomy places the organism in Eukaryota, Fungi, Glomeromycota, Glomeromycetes, Diversisporales, Gigasporaceae. The record is from the annotation of a GenBank genome assembly.
GUUAGUUAUAUUACAAAAAAAGUUAUUGGAAUUGCUAUUUGUGUUAAAGUUUAUAUUCCCAUAUUAGAAGAGCUGAUAAACAAAAAUGAAAAGGAUAAAGAAGCUCAAAAGAGUAAAGGGACUCAAAAGGAUAAACAGGAGAGUACAGAUAAUGAUUUGGGAAUAUUGGUGUAUAAAAUGAUAAAAGAU